AUGGACAGCCAUUCAUAUAGUGGAUUUAAUGCUUCUGGCUCGAGCUUUCUGCAAGAGCUAACUGUCGAAGACCCUACAAAGGAUGUCUACGCAGGCAGUCAAGUCCCACAGCAACGUCCAUAUCAAGCCUUCCAGGACCCUAAUUCUGGACAUUACUCGACACCUUCAAAUGUGUCUCCUGGCUCCUACUACAAUGGCCAGUACAAUGUGGAUCCGUAUUAUUUCAACCACCCUAUUUAUCCUCAGAGAGGCAAAUACCCGGAAAACUACGUGACUGUGCCAAUAUCUUCUCAACCAAGUGCUAAUUCUCAGGUGGCGCCGAGAUCGGCUUCUGGCCAGUCUUCAAUGAGUGCCAGUUGGGCCGAAAGUCAGCAGCCACCACAGUACCAAUCCGACCACUACACACCUCAAUCUACAUUCCAUUCCAGCGGUAGCAGUAGUAGAAUGUCCGUCACCAAUUACCCUUCAGGUCAUAUGGCUCCGGUAGGUGGCUCGUCUACACACCAGUCAUAUCAGGAUUCUGCCGUCAAUCCCUACCAAGUCGCACCGGGGCCAUAUUGCCACAGCGGAAUGCCACCAAACGCUUAUACUGGUCUCUCACCACCACCCCAACAACAACAACCUCCAACGCACUCACUGUCCAUCAAUGGCGAACCAAUGAAUCCAUAUGCUCAGCAGUCCAGGAUUUCACCAAAUACUCCUCGUCAACAGCUGCCAAAAACGGUGGCUAAACGUCCCCCAAAGCCACGUGGUAGUGGACCCGUUGUUAAGUCACCGUAUUCCCAAAACCCGAUGUAUGAACCAGCCGCUCUGGAGCGUUUUGUUAACACUCAGUGUCCCCCAAACGUGAUAUCCGUUGGUCCUACCAACGAGGUUUCUUCCCACUCUUUAUCUCUUCCACCUCAACCACAACAGCCGCCACUACCACCUACAUCAAUUAACAGCCUGCAAGUCUGUCUCUCGAUGGAACCGCCGCCUCACGUUUCUUCUCCCAUUGAAAGUCGCUGCCAAACAGUUAAUAAGCCCAAACCUGUGUCACCAGCGCUAGUGGAGAGGGAGGAGGGUCCGGCGGUUAGCCAGGCUUUGAACACGAGUCCACUUCGUGUCAAGUCACCCCAGUUGAGGAUCCCACCCUUCCAACCCUGCGCCAACACUUCGAGUCUGCCUCCAUCCCACAUUUUACCUCCUCUUACUUCUCAGUCAGCGAGCUCUGUUGUUAGCUCUCCGCAGGCUGCCGCAUUUUCUCCUCGUUUGGAACAGGUACCCGAGGGUAGCCCUCAACCACCAAGUCUGAAAUCACCCCUUCCACUUCGAAGUCCUCCAGCAUCUUCCAGCAACGAUAACCUACCUCCAAUCCUUCCGAAAGAGCCGUCAGAGGUGGGAGAGGAUUUGAUGGAGGAAAUUAAGCCAACGGGACUCUGCAGCGCGGAGCAGCCAGUACCUAGUGAAAAUGUAAUUCCUGGUCUAUCCAAGUCCAAUCUCGAAGCUGACAGGAGCCCACAGAAGCGACUACGCGGACGCAAACGUAAGAUGGAACAGUCGGAAGGCAAGGGUGAUGCGGAUCCUUCAAAACUACCCCCCUCUAUUACGGAGAAAAAAAGGCCCUUUAAAGCGACUGGUAGCACAGGGAGGCGGAGAGGUAGUCCCCUGCCCUCCAGUGGUGCGAAGCGUUCACGCCGGAAGACGGUGCCUUCGAAGGCUGUAGUGAACUACGAUUUGGAUGCUAAUAAACGGGGGAUUGAGGCUGAGGAUUUGGAUAAAUCAAGUUUUUCUGAGGCUAAGGCUUCCAUGAUAUUGGAAGGUGAUGAUGACGAGGAUACAAUGGCUGCUUCGGUGGCCUUAACUGAAGUGGACGAGGAAUCGGUUACUGCAACUACGACGACAACUACCGAGGAGACUACGGAGGUUUUCUUGAAGCGUCCAAGGCCACCACCGCGUCUGCGAGCUUCACGACCAAAGAAGAAGAAGAAAUCUUUGAAAUCUUUGAUGAAGAAAAAGCGACGCGGAGCAUACCAUUAUGGUGACGAGUCAGACGGUUCGGAUUCGGAUGAUGAUGGUGGUGGGUGCUCAUCACGUGCUGCUCUCCAUCCAGUCGCCUCCUCACACAGUAUUAAUUCCCAACUCGAUGAUGAAAAUUCCCUUGAUUCCUCUGCUCGACGGUCAGGCAGACGAGGGACGGAUCGAAAGAAGUACACCAUCGAUAGUGUCGAUUUCGGUCUAUCGGACGAUGGCGACGGUGAAGGAGGCGAUUCAGCCGAUGCGUCUGACAAUGAGACCGUGGAGGGUUCUGGAAGGCGAUCUGGCGCUGAUUUUGUUGUCGUGAAGGUGGUUGAGAAAAUUCUCGGGCAUCGGAUGUCAACACGACCCGUGAAGAAACUGCAGAAGGGCCAAAGGUGUGUUUCUCCAAAGAGGGACCAUCCAAAUCCUGAUAUGCGUGAAAUGAAUCCCUCCGUUAAAAAGGAUGAUGGGAAAGUAAAGGAGGCAGAGCAUCGAAUGGAUAGAGAUCAGCAACAUCAGGAAAAGGCAGAGGUGGAGGAAGAAGAGGAAGAGGAGGAGCAAGUUGAAGAGUUUUACCUAAAAUAUAAGGGAUUCUCUUACAUGCAUUGUGAGUGGAAGGCUCUGGAUGAGAUCGCAGACCCGCGUAUCGCGACGAAAUUAAAAAAGUUCUUAGCCAAGAACGGCACGGAACCCCUUCCACCGCCAAGCGCGGACGAUGACGAUGGCACGACGGUACUCUUCAAUCCCGAUUAUGUGGAGGUAGAUCGUGUUCUCGACAUCCGCAUCUACGAUCGCACGCAAGACGAAGCUCCAACCCUGAAUGAUGAACAACCUGCAACAGUCACUUACUACCUCGUAAAGUGGCGAUCUUUGCCUUAUGAAGACGCUACUUGGGAGCUAGCUGAAGAUGUUGACCCUGCCAAAGUCAGGGAGUACAUGCGCAUUAGGAAUCCACCUAAGAACCCUCCCGUUAUUCGUGAUAGCAAUCACAAGAUUAUUCGACCGGACCCCUCCGUGUGGCGUCCAAUCACUGAGGACGAGGUAUAUCGCAACGACAACCGGUUACGUGAAUACCAAGUUGAGGGAGUUAACUGGCUGUCCUUCUGCUGGUAUAACAAACGAAACUGUAUUCUGGCUGACGAGAUGGGUUUGGGCAAAACGGUCCAGUCCAUAGCUUUCCUCUUGGAAGUGAUCAAAGCUGGCGUUGCCGGACCUUUCCUUAUCAUUGUGCCUCUCUCCACUGUGGGCAAUUGGCAACGUGAAUUCGAAAACUGGUCGGACCUCAACACCAUUGUCUACCACGGCAGUGCGGUCAGUCGGAGCAUGAUUCAGGAGUACGAGCUUUUCUACCAUCGGAAGAAAGCCGCCGGUGGUUCUGUCGCCGCUCUAUCAGUCGCCAGUAACAACCUCUUCAGUUCCCAGUACCGUCACGAUGUCUACAAAUUCAAUGCUCUUAUCACCACUUUCGAGGUACUUAUGUCGGACAUCGAGUUUUUCGGCAAGAUGCACUGGGCUGUGGCCAUCAUUGACGAGGCGCACCGACUAAAGAAUAAAAAGUGCAAACUUGGUGAGGGGCUGCGUUAUCUCGAUCUGGACCAUCGAGUGCUGUUGACGGGAACACCAUUGCAGAACAACGUGGAGGAGUUAUUUGGUCUCUUAAACUUCCUUGAACCGGAACGGUUUGCUUGUGCUUCCACAUUCUUGGCGGAGUUUGGUGAGCUGAAGACAGAACAACAGGUGGAAGAUUUGAAGACCCUUCUCAAGCCCAUGAUGCUUCGACGGUUGAAGGAAGACGUAGAAAAGGGUCUUGCUCCCAAAGAGGAAACCAUCAUCGAGGUGGAACUGACAAAUCUUCAAAAGAAGUACUAUCGGGCGAUAAUGGAGCGAAAUUUCACCUUUCUCUGCAAAGGCACUACGGCUUCUAACAUGCCAAACCUCAUGAAUGUGAUGAUGGAACUUCGGAAGUGCUGUAACCAUCCUUUUCUUAUCAAAGGGGCUGAAGAGGCUAUUCUUGCUGAACAGCGAGUUCUGGCUGAAGCGGAUCCCUCAAAACCCUACAAUGAGGAGCAGCAAAUGUUCAACGUUAUGUUGAAUGCUUCAGGCAAACUAGUGCUCAUUCACAAGCUGCUGCCAAAGCUGAAGGCCGGUGGGCACAAGGUGUUGGUCUUCUCACAGAUGAUUCGUGUUUUGGACAUUCUGGAGGACUAUCUGGUCUACCAGGGCUUCAGCUUUGAGCGCAUUGAUGGACGCAUCCAUGGACUGCUGCGGCAAGAGGCGAUCGAUCGUUUCUGCAAUGAUCCCGAUAAGUUCGUCUUUCUGUUGUGCACCAAAGCUGGAGGUUUAGGCAUUAAUCUAACAGCGGCUGAUGUAGUGAUAAUCUAUGAUUCCGACUGGAAUCCACAAAAUGAUCUUCAAGCUCAGGCACGCUGCCACCGUAUCGGUCAGCAGAAAAUGGUAAAAGUCUACCGUCUCAUCACACGCAAUACCUAUGAGCGGGAGAUGUUCGAUCGAGCGUCGUUGAAGUUGGGUCUGGACAAGGCAGUUCUCCAAUCAACUGGUGCUCACGCCAGACAAGCACAGUUGAGCAAGAAAGAGGUGGAGGAACUUCUCAAGAAGGGUGCUUAUGGCGCCCUCAUGGAUGAUGAUAAGGCUGGUGAUGACUUUUGUGAAGAGGACAUCGACCAAAUUCUCCAAUCACGAUCUCAUGUUGUACAACUGGAACAGGGAGAAAAGAAUUCGACCUUCUCAAAGGCCACUUUCUCCAUCUCUGAUAAUCGAAACGACAUCGCGUUGGAUGAUCCCGACUUCUGGCAGAAAUGGGCCAAAAAGGCUGGUGUGGAAGAAGUUGGCCUGGAAUUCGAGGAUCUGAUAAUGACAACACCACGCCAGCGUCGUCAAACGCAUCGCUACACGGCCGAACUGAAUGAACAGCAGUCGAGCAGCAGCCUGACGCACUCGCAAUGCGCCUCGCGUCUACCCAACGGCAACAACGGCGGGGGCAGCAACGCUGAGUCCACUGACGGCGAAAACAGCUCAGGCGAGAGUUCUUGUGCUGACGACGACGGUGGAGACUCCAGGGCUAGCGGAACCACCAUUGGCAACAUUGUCCCCUCGUCUAAGCCGAAGCACAAGAAGAGCAAGAAGUCCCGUCGAAACGAGGAGGGUAUUGGGGAGUCUAUUGAUCGAGUAGAUCUCUUCCGGGUGGAGAAAUGUCUCUUCACGUGGAGUUGGGGACGGUGGGCCCAUGCCAUCGAUUGCUUUCCCUUCAAGCGAGUCAUAUCGGAGAUGGAGAUGCAGCGAAUUGCUCGAUGUAUCCUUGGCUAUGCUCUGAAGGUAACACCGGCAUUGACUAGCGGUGGGGAUGCGAAAGUGCGUGCAGUGGUCAUGGAAAUGAUAAAUUCCGUCGAUGUGAAUGGUCUUCGGACUAUCGCAGAUGUAGUUCAAUCUUUAAAGGCUUCCAACAGUGAGGUGUCGUUGAGGGGACCUGGAGGUAUCAGUUCUACCACUAGUGGUUGUGGUUUUGUGGUUCGACGUGGCAGGCGAGCCGGAUUGAGAAUAGGAGGUCUUGGGACGGAUUCUCCAAAUGAUCCAAGCACUCCCACUACUCCAACUAUGCUCAACUUUGACAUGGAUCCUGCUUCUACUGCGGACACUCCGAAACAGGAAGACCACACACAGGAUGUCUCCAAAAGAGAGGAGGAUUUGGAUCAAGUUGACUUUGGGAUUACGAGUGACUCUUUCAAACGUCACUUGGUGCGAGCUGGAGGUCGUUUGUUGGCGAGGGUCUACACCCUUUACUUCCUCCACACGGAAAUUGUCGGUCUGGAACAUGCGGACGGUCUCUGUGAUGGAUCCCUUGACCACUCUGUUUUCACACAAUUAGCAGAAAGUCUUCCCCCUCUCAAAGCUCUGGAUGCCGACGUGCCAGCAGAUUGGUGGGACUCAUGUUGCGACAAGUGUCUUCUCCUUGGCGUUUUCAAACACGGAUGGGAGAAGUACUUUGCAAUUCGUGAUGAUCCCGCCUUCUGCUUCUAUCGCCGUGUCUAUGGUUCCAACGCGCCCACCAUUCCAAUCCCUUCCACAAUCGGUACUCUUAAGGGUGUUGCAGGCAUCAAGAUAAAAUCGGAGGAACAGGAGGAAGGCGGAGACUCAGAGCCGACGAUGAGGCCGGAGGAGACGGAGGAGGAAGAUGAUGACGAGAAGAUAUUGACUAUUGCUACUGACGACAUUACUGCCGUCACCUCAAGACCGAAAAGUGAGGUGACGAAAGCGGAGGUGGGCGAGGUUGAGACCGAGACGCAGCUUCCCCCACCCCUCCUCCUCUUCCCAGCUGUGGUCGAUCUUAAUAGUCGUAUGCGGAAGCUCAUCGCCUACUUUCAGCGGGUUCGAGCGCAGGUCGAACUGGAGUCGGUGCAUAAUCUUCGUUCCGAAUGCAUUCCCUCCGUUACUACACAGCCGUACUUAGAGCAACGGAUCAUAAAGUGGUCUCGCCGAGAGGAGGCCGAUUUCUACCGUGUGGUUUCAAGUUUUGGAGUGGAGCAAGUACUCCGCAGCCCUCCCCACUCACCAACCUCAUCGCGACGACCAGGUGGUGGUCGUGUGUUUAUAGGCUACAAUUGGACUAACUUCAAGGUGCUUGCAAACCUCUCGAAGAAGUCUGAUCAAGCUAUCACUGAAUACUACAAUUCAUUCCUCACCAUGUGCCAUCGCGUCUGCAAUGAGCCUCUUCCAGAAGGUAUGCCAGCGCCAGUGUGUUCGCUGCCAACGACCACGACUUACGGCUCCUGCCCCGCCGAUGAGGUGAUACCCGUGGCGCCCAUCUCUGAGGAGCGUGCAACGCGUACUCUUUCACGGAUCAAGCUGCUCAAUCGCAUUCGUAACACCAUCCUCACACACGAACAUCUGGAGGAGCGUUUGACACUUUGCCAACGAUCCUCCGACCUGCCCGAGUGGUGGGUGCCCGGGCAACAUGACCGAGAACUCCUUCAAGCGGUGGCUAGACAUGGCUUAGCGCGAACGGACUUGAACAUCCUUCCUGACAAAAAGUUCAGUUUUUCACGCGUCUCGGCUCUGGUUCGACGUCAGUUGUUGAAAAAUCCUUCGGCUCUUCAUGGAGUGACGCCACCUACAGCGGGCACAUCCACGGACACAACCCUCGGCGGUCCCUUGAGUGUUAGCGAGGUGGAAGCGCGAGCCAGCUUGGCUGCUGCGGCUUCCGUCGCUGCCCGAGCAGUUGCAGCCGAAUUAGAAGCCAAAAUCGAUGCUGCAAAUGUUCCCCGAACCGAAGGUUCAUUGUCCUUUGGAACGACAAGAAAAGAAUCUGAAAAUCAGGGGAAUCCGGUAGAAGACCAAUCUGAAAAUGGGGCUUUUGAAGGCCGCACCAAUAUCGUCACUUCCUCUGAACCCAAUCCCGAGUCCCCAUCGUUCGACACAAAGCCCAUAAACAACGAACACUUCAGGUGGUCCCUCCAAUUCGCUACUAGCCUGGCCGUGGGCUGGCCUAAAGAUCGCGCUAUCCACAACCGUUUGGAGAUGGUCUGCCAAUGCAUUGAGACGGGUCAUUGGCCUCUGCCCCGACGCUACAUCCUCAAUAAUGUGGAGGAGCUAGGUCGAUACCACCUCACUGAUUCCACCGGUGGAGGCAGUCGUGACGCCUCUCCAGCCCCUCCAAGUUCACCCGACAUCUCAACUCAGAAAAAAGCCCUAACUUCUGCCGAAGCAGCCACGUUGGCCGCUCUUUCGGCCGCCGGAUACACCAGCAUCGAUCAGGUUCUCGCAUUUCAAGCGGCUGUGGCAGCAAACGCUGCCGCUGCUGCUGCUGGAGGUCAUCAGUCUGAUAUCGGUGCUGGCACGCAGGCAGCACCCACCGCAGUCUCCUCUCGUGGUGGAAGGGGUGGUGGUCGUGGUUCUCGGGGAGGUCGUGGACGUGGUCGUGGUUCUAGAGGCGGAGGAGGUGCGGGUGCCUACUCUCGUGAAGAUUUCGCUUCUGCGGCUUCGUUGGCAGCUGUGACUAAAAGUACGGAGAGUCCAUUACCAACUCGUGGAAGAGGUUCAAGAGGUGGUCAGAUGCUACCUCCACGUGGUUCUCCUGGUUCCACACGUGGCAGGAAACGAAAGUUCGAGACCACGGACACCAAAACGUCUCUUCCACCGCCGGAUUCUUCCGCCUGGGAGGUCAAUGUUCCUCUCAUCUCUCUGGUUAAUGGGAAUUUGAUCCACGGAGAGAAGGCACCAAAACGACGGCAUUUGGAAGCCUGGUUGGAGGCGCAUCCAGACUAUAUGCCGUAUUCCGUGGAGCCAGAGGAUCAAGUUAUUUUUAACCGGGUCGCAAAGGCUCGUGGACAGGAUACUUCAGCAAUGGAGGCGCUCGCAUAUCGUCACUACAUGUCCAGUGUGUUGAGCAAGGUGGCUAGUUAUGCUGCGAGUAGCAGUAGCCAGCGGCCGACUGCAUCUACCUCCACUGCUUCGGCCAGCGAGCUGAUGGAGCAUCAACAGAAGCAGCUGCUCGCUUUUGUCGCUGCCUCAGCCUAUUCGAGUAAUCCAGCCUAUGCGAGUUUGAUCGCUUCUGCGCUCGGUUAUUCCCAAGCAGCUGCGGCAGCAGCAACUUCCUCCGCUCCGUCCACCCAACAGAAAUCCAGUGAUACAGAGAAACCUUCCACUUCUAGUGAGACGAAAUCCUCGGCCUCAACUGCCUCUGAUCCGGUAACUAUAGAUGAUCAGGCAAAGCGGAGCGGUGGUGCGGAGGCGUCAUCGGUUCCCUCUGCGUCAACCUCAACCACUGCGACGAGUCAAUUGACACCGGAAAACUUGCAGUCGGUCCUGACGGCGUACCAACAAGCGGCGUCUUUUGUUGCCGCGGCCUACAUGUACAAUCCCUCCCUCUACGGUCAACACUUCAGCAGCGGAAGUAGCUCAACGAAUGCUACCGCCACUUCUGGUUCUACUCCUGCUUCAUCAUCGAGCGCAACAGCAACAGGAUCAUCGGACGCAUUUCAGCGUCAGCAGAUGUCCAACCUUCUAUCCUCUGUAUUCGGCUCCACGGCUUUGAACUCCCAGCUGACGACAGAGAAGGUUACCGAGGUGCCCGCUUCCAGUCCACAGCCUCCUCCUCAUUUGACCUCAAGACAGGAGACAGAAGGAGAGGAGCGCCCUGCAGUAGACGAAGAGGAAGCGAUAGGUGGUGCUGGGAGUGGCGGUAAACCUGUCAUUGUUGCCACUGGUGAAGGCUGUGGCAGCAGUAGUGCCGGCGAUGGUGACGUAUUGGACCUCAGCAAGCCGGAAUGA
Molecule: messenger RNA, 9282 nt
Organism: Echinococcus granulosus
Lineage: Eukaryota; Metazoa; Platyhelminthes; Cestoda; Cyclophyllidea; Taeniidae
Product: Chromodomain-helicase-DNA-binding protein
Exons: 20
Coding region: 1-9282 (3093 amino acids)
Molecular function (GO): protein binding; ATP binding; ATP-dependent chromatin remodeler activity
Source: RefSeq, a predicted model, not a curated record